GUCGCCACAUCUUUUCAUGCGAAGAAGCUGUGCCGCUAAACCAGCUCUUUCUUGUGUUGGAAUUUCAGACCCGUUUUUGGUUUCCCAAAACGACUCCGGCCCGGGCCUCAGUCCGCGGUCUAGAGUUUGAUAGCGGGCUGUGUGAGACGGAGGCACGUCGGUAUACAGCUGCCAGCCAGCCCCUGUGCCCCAACCACCAUCAUGGGAGACAGUAGAGAUUCCCGCAGCCCGGACAGUUCAUCUGUGUCCUCCCCUCCAUCAGGCCAACGCUCGCCCCCUCUAGUUCCCUCAGCCGCAGCUUCCAUGACCUCCCUUCCUCCCAUCACCUCCGCCGGGGUCAACAGCCCCAUCAGUAGCAUCGGCUCCCCCUUUUCCGUCAUCAGCUCUUCGCUGGGCUCACCCUGCCUCCCUGGCACACCAUCAGUGGGCUAUGGCCCCAUUAGCAGCCCGCAGAUCAACUCAACAGUGUCCAUGUCGGGGCUCCAUGCAGUGAGCAGCUCUGAUGAUGUGAAACCUCCACUGGGCUUGAAGCAGCUGUCGUCCCACAGCCCGGGGCCGAUGCUUUCCCAGAAACGCCUUUGUUCCAUCUGCGGUGACAGAUCCUCUGGUAAGCACUACGGCGUCUACAGCUGUGAGGGCUGCAAAGGUUUCUUCAAGAGAACAGUGCGCAAAGACCUGACCUACACCUGUCGGGACAAUAAAGACUGUAUGGUGGAUAAGAGACAGAGGAACCGCUGCCAAUACUGCCGCUACCAGAAGUGCCUGGCUAUGGGCAUGAAGAGAGAAGUGGCCAAGAUGAACGACAGAUCUGUCCAAGAGGAACGGCAGAGAAACAAGGAUCGAGACGGUGAGGUAGAGUCGACUAGUGCAGUGAACGAGGAGAUGCCUGUGGAGAAGAUUUUGGAAGCAGAGAUGGCUGUAGAGCAGAAGACAGAGCUUCAUGCAGAUGGAAGUUCAGGUGGCAGCUCUCCCAACGAUCCUGUCACCAACAUCUGCCAGGCAGCAGACAAGCAGCUCUUCACCCUGGUGGAGUGGGCUAAGAGGAUCCCUCACUUCUCGGAGCUGCCCCUGGACGACCAGGUCAUCCUGCUACGUGCAGGUUGGAAUGAACUCUUGAUUGCAUCGUUCUCCCAUCGCUCCAUCUCAGUGAAGGACGGGAUUUUACUGGCCACCGGCCUGCAUGUCCACAGGAACAGUGCUCACAGUGCAGGUGUUGGAGCCAUCUUUGACAGGGCGCACAAUGCCGAGGUUGGGGCCAUAUUUGACAGGGUUUUGACAGAGCUUGUAAGCAAGAUGAGAGAUAUGCAAAUGGACAAGACAGAGCUCGGCUGCCUUCGAGCAAUCAUCCUCUUCAACCCAGAUGCCAAGGGUUUGUCCAACCCCAGUGAGGUGGAGCUCCUGAGAGAGAGAGUGUAUGCGUCUCUCGAGGCUUACUGCAAACAGAAAUACCCCGAUCAGCAGGGCAGGUUUGCAAAGCUGCUUCUCCGGCUCCCAGCACUGCGCUCCAUUGGUCUAAAGUGCCUGGAGCACCUGUUCUUCUUCAAACUGAUUGGUGACACACCCAUCGACACCUUCCUGAUGGAGAUGCUAGAGGCACCUCACCAGCUCACCUAGAGGAGCCAGGUUCGGUCCGAUCAGGAUCUGAUGCACACCAGGAUUACCGGCACGGCGCCCCGUGUUGGGUCGUUGGCUCUUUUCGUUGGGCCUCACUUAACUGCAGCACCUGCUGGUUUAAAUGUACCGGCUCUCACACUUGUAUACACACACAAAGACACACACACACGUACACACACACACACACACACACACACACACACACACACACACACGUAUUCCCUGUCACCGGCUAAUUAUCUUCACACAUGCAAAUGCAGGUCUUUGCUUGCAUGCAUGAAGUGACAUACAACAUAGCUAAUACACAGAUAAUAUGGCUCUGAAUGAACAGUAUGCUAAUACACAAACGUACUCAAACACACACACACACAUAUUUUCACCAUCUUUUCCCAUUCUCCGUUUUCCACCAUAGGGGUAAAUGAUUCAAGGAAUAUGCGCCCUUUUUAUCACACAUAUACAGUAAAUGUCUUAAUUUUAAGUUAGCCUUCAGUUUUCACAUCUUCAUCUCACAGUGGGUUUUUGCUUCUGCGUAACUGGUAUACUUCCCCUGUUUUACUUGGGUUACUUAGUUACACUGCCAGCUGCACCUCUGUAUGUUGUAUCCAUCACUAGCCGGUUAGUUAUUCAUGUAUGGUUUUAGCUUAAAAUCAGGUGCAUAGCAUUUCAAUCAACUGUCCACCAUCAAACAAGCUCACUUCUUAUUGGUCAGGAAGUGUCCAGUAAUGAACAGGCAGACACACCCUCCUGAGUUCAUCCAAUCUCGAAAACAUUGAAAUAUUUUAUGCAUUUUUUUUCAUUUUUUUUUUGAAUAUUCAUGCUGAAACUUGUUUGAGUUUCUAUUUUGAAGUACUGUACUCAUGAAAUGAGAGCUUUUUCCAAGGCAUUGAAAUCCAGGAAAAGGGGGCUGGGAGCACUUUGUUGAGCAGAUAAACUUAGUCCCUCCCACCCUGAUGCGCACAGCGGGCUUUGUAAGGCAAGAAGAAUGACUUGAAUUAUUAUUAUUAUUUUUAGUUUUGAUUUUAUCCUUUUCUCUACUUUGGCAGUUGGUUGGUAUUUUAAACAGCUUGAGGCUCCCAGGAAGUACAGCUUCAUGCAAGACAAAAGAGUAUUUGUUUCUCUUUUAUCUCCUGUUCCCCCAAAUCCUCCCUUCGCUGGUGGUCAUUUAUGCACUUUUGUGAGUUGUAACUGUGUAAAUGUUCCCGUUUCCUAGAAAUGACCAUCUUUUCUCAGAGACCUAAGACAACCUUGAAGGUACUAUGUGUAGGGUUUUCUCAUUAUUGCAUCAUUGUCAAAUCAGAUAUGAUGAUUUGUUAUCAAACUUGCUAUAAUAAUAUAUAUAUAUAUAUAUAUAUAUAUAAUAAUUGGCCACUUCCUGCCAAAAGAACCACGUUAUGGGAAUUGGUCUUGACUAUUAUUCUUGAUAGGUUGCUGUCUAUUCCAAAAAAAUCUUAUUUUUAUCAACUGUCCAUUGACCAUGGAAAUUUAUCUGCUCUCUGGACCAUUCUGCCUGUAAUCGUUCAGCCUGUAUCUAAUUUAUGUGGCCUAUCAAGUGAAUAGAUUAGGCUGGCGUUUGACCCCUCUACCCAGCAGCUGCUGAAGCAUCCUCGUACAAGAGACUUAAGCAGUAUGAGAGGUAUUGCUUCGUAUUCAAGAUGCCGCACUCUGUCUUCUCUGUAAAAAUGAGGUGUGAAAAACAGAUUUUUUUUUUUCUGAAACACAAAAAACAGCAGCAGAGAUAGAAAGUGUAAAGACGAGAAGAAAUGAUCUGACAGUGGCAAAAAUGCAACAUUUCAUUUCACCUGGUAGUUAAUAUCUAAUUUGGCUAAUCUACAAUACAGAACUUCUGUAGCCCACCGCUCAUGGAUAGAUCCCUGGCUGUGGAUAUGAAUUGGCAAAUAAUGAACAGACGUUUGAAUUGCAAAUUGUCUUUUGAGUGUUAUGUUACUAUAAUGCAAUAAUGAAAUGAAUUAAGUGUUAUAUAAUGGAAAUCCUACACCUACUACCUGCAGCUUUGGACUUUUAUUCAGUGUGUAUUGGCUCAAUGCUUGCGACUUUUGUACAGUAGAUGUAAAUAAAAAAAAAACAGGAGUUAUGCAGAAACAAAUGCCUGUUCACCAUCUGUGAAUGGGAAAUAUGUGGCUCCAACAAACAAAUUUAAAAGCUCUAUUUUCUGCUGUUGAAUCAACCUCCCCCUGUGAUGACGUCACCAUGAAAUAGUUACUGAGCCCAGGGCCAAACCACACCUCGCUGCUGCUUUUGCACCAACUUCUUGCCAGUGUUUCUUGUUGUUCUUGGCAACUGAUUGGCUGGAUUUCAUUGACAAUGGCACUUGACAUUUACUGUGAUUGAAAUUUUGCGGGCAACUGAAUCUGAGCAUUGUAGUGAGGAGUCAAAUGCAGCUACCACGUGAUCAGGAGAUAUAAAGCAAACUAUAAAUUAAACCGUCUACACGCUCUCGAAGAGGGGCAAUACUGGGGUACACAAAGAUUUAUUACCGUUUUUGUUAGUAAAGUAUUUUGGAAGAGUGUUGAUAUUCUGAGGUGUAUUUAACCUUCUUAAUAGUCACCACAUUUGAUAGAAAUUAGAAACGUACAUUGUGCAGUAUCAUUCUACAGGGAAGAGGUACAGCUGUCCUCUACCAGGUGCUAAAUAACAAAUAUGGUCUUUUAGUUAAGAAUUUGCACAUUUACAUCAAUGCAAACACAGUAUGCAAGUACGCAGACAAAUCAGACAGCCAUUGUCCACUCUUUGAACAGGUCUGUUAAAGAUGUAGAUUUCCCUCUUCGAUUUUUUUUUUCUCUUUUUGUUAUUCUAUGACCCCUAAAUAUAUUUCAGACUCCCAACUAUGGAAAAUGAUAAGUCUUUGUACUCUGCCAGACACAGACACAGCCACAGCCUUUUGUAUUUUAGAAAGCAGUUAGGCUGGUGGAAGUGAUGAGCGUAGCUGUUGAACUUUGGUGUCCACCAGCUACUUUGACCAGAAUGAGCGAUGAGCUUCCUGCCCUGCGGAGAGGCCAAUUAGCUCUUCUCAGAGAGGAUCCUUGGCCCUCCCCCAUGUAAUGUGGACUUGGAGGCUGGCAGUUAGAUGACCUGUAAGACAGGUGGUUGUGUUUAACAUGUCAAUAAGUUGGUCUAACCUUGGUGUUGUUUCAGUUUUUCUCCAUCCGUGCAUACACACAGCCAACUCAACAAAGUAGUCUUCAUUUCCGACAUGCAGAGGAAAGUCAGCCCCUCGUACAUCAUUGCUGCCGCACGUUGGUGUCGGCAAAGAAAAGCAAGGUGGUGGUGGAGCUUAUGACCAACAUCUGCCAGCAUUCUUGUACUGUAUAUGCUGUGAUACGGUCUCAGUGCUUUAUGGCUUGAGUUGGUUCAGAUGAACUAAUAUUAGCAGCCUUUUUUGAGUUUUGAGACUUCAGUGAAGAGGAUUUAGUGGCUGCCAGGCUUCGCAAUGUGCGAUCUGGAUUAGAGCUUAGCUAUCCUAAGACAAUUGGACUAUGGAAUGAAGUUUUUGAGUGCAACCCAAAAUGAGACCCCCCCCCGCCUCUCAGAGAGCAGACCGACUCUAGGACGCGUGCUUUUGUAAAUAAUCUCAUCUUUGGUUAGAUUGACAUCUCAGCAACUUUCUCUGCAGGAUUUUAUUUUUGGAGCUUCCUCUGUUGAAUGUUUAAGCCUGCUGCUACUGCAUCAUGUUUAUAGCCAGGGAUGGGAAUGAUUACACAAUCAGUCAAGUGCUGGAGGAUCAGCUAGUUGACAUUUAAAUGCUAGUCACAUACACAGCUGACUGAGCAAAUGCCAUCUUUGUUGAUAAUUCAUCGAAAUUCAAAAUAUGCAACCUGUAUUCUUAUUGUGUCAAGAUGGUUAAAACAGUUGUCAUGCAAUAUGUGCAUUUGUAAAUUCGGCUUAGUCUGUUACAUAAAUUGAUAUGAAUUGGCAGUGAAAGCACUUAGAAUUCUCAUCCCUCCAUAUAACAGCAAUGCAUUUAAGUUUUGCCAUGCCAUUUCUAUAUUUCUCUAUAUUUUGCUAUGAGCUUAAGCUUAUUUAGAGAACGAUGAACAGUAUACAGGCGGUGCAGGUUCUGUAUGCUAAGCCAGCUUUUGCUGAUCGGGCAGACUGUUUUUAAAAGCAAUAGCUGGUGGUUCGGUAUUUGAGUUUUUUUUUUUUUUCCUGCGUUUGUUAGAGGGUAUGUGUGGCCACAUGUGUAUGCUUUUAUGCACAUGUGUAUGGAAUCUGUCUGCAGCUACGCCCUUUGACUGGCAGAUACUGUGGCUUUGGCUGUGAUGUGCUGAGCGCUGUUAAAUUGAUUUGUGGAGCAAAAUAAUGAAAAGGAUGGAUAGAGGAAAAGGAGCCAGGCUGGAGGGGUGAGUCACUGGCCUGUUGACCUGAUGCUUUAUCAACACAGCCCAGCCUCCUCCCUUCCUUCACUUUGCCCUGUUUCCACCGCUUUACUUUUAAGCUUAACAAAUGCUUAUUCACUUACCCAUGUGGGCUGAAAAUUACUGGCUUUGCAUUGGAAUGGACUUGCAAAAUAAAACUAUGAUUCUUGGACUGUUUGAAAAGGAUGUGAAGCUUUUAGUGGAAUAAGCGUUGGAGAGCUGUAAGGAAGGGAUUCAGUGCCGUGUGUCCCUCUUUGCUUAACUUUACUUGACGGCAGAGCAGCGACGAUCUGCGGUCGCCAUGGGAGACCGCCGGAUCGCACCGCACCGCCCACAAAAUGUUUGUCGUUGCAACCGUGUGCACUCAAGGCAGACGCAUGCUGUGACCUUUUGACUGUGUAGCAGUAUUGUUGUCGCCAUCUUUGUUACAUUUUGAAAUUAUUCGCUUUUUGAAAAUAAAGACAUUGAUUAAAUAUGCUUUUUUUGAAAUGGAUCGCAGGCUGUGACCGAAGAAUAGAUUAUGUAUAGAUAAGAAAUCAGGGCGGCAUUUUUACUUAUUGACACAGGCCCCCUGGAGCCAAGGCCCAUCCCGUUAUGAUCAAUGAGGCGCAGUGUAUGCUAUGCAGCCUUGAAACCACCACCCUCACUGGUUUGUUUAUCACUGCCAAGCUGUUUGCGGAUGUGGCCGUUUUAAAUGCAGGGCCACUCAGUCCCCAGUGCUUGUUUGUCAUGUAUGUUGUGAUUAUUGUGCAGCACACUAAACAGUGUGCGCUAACCUUGGCCUGUGUAGUGCAUACUAAAGAGGGGCCCUAAUAGGAAUGGAAUGACAGCUCGUGUGAAGAGGGGAGGACUGGUCAGAGGAGAGAGAAGUAGACCAGUGUGUGGCCCCCUCCGGGUGCUCAAGCUGUGCAUUGGUGCUUUUUAAAGGGUCCCGCAGCCUGAAACCGUCUGCUUUGGUUUCAAAGACACAGGGAAAUGCAUAUAUGAGUGAAAUGCAAAUAAAGAAUUAACAGGGCUAGCCUAGCCUAGCCUAGGACCUGCUCUUCUUCAGUUGGAUUUGGUGAGGUGUUUCUGCAACCGGGUCCACAGCAGCCUGACGUGUUCACUGCGUUAGAGACGUGUGUGGCUGUAGCUGGGUACUACCAGCAGUAAAGACACAAGCUCCAUAGUCUGUUUUAGAUUUUGAGGCAGAAACUGUGGCUGUAAUUGUAGACACACAGUUUGAAGAGCCACCAGAAUCCACAGGCCUGGUUUACAGGCAACACCUCUGAGCAGGAUCUGGUCACACUGAAUGAACUUGAUGGGAGGGAUCAACUGAAUAUGACUGAUCUCUUUGAAGAGGAGGAGGUUGUUGGUUUUUAAGGUUGGAGGAAUUGUGAAGGGGUACGUCAGAGAGAGAAGGAGGGAAGAAAAGAAGGGCAGGGACAUUAAGAACUCGGAUCAGGUGUUCAUUUGUCAAUUUGAGAAGUAAAACCGAAAAACCAAUUUUCCAGUAGAUCUAGAAUCUUCCUUCAUUGUUUACUUUCACCUUUAAAAUUCACACACUGUUUCUUUGUCUUGUUUCCUGUCUCUCUCUUCUCCAACUACACUAUUCAUCUUUUGUUUAUUACAGAGUAUUAAACAAAUACAAGAACUGUAAAAUCAGAACCGAAUCUGUCACUCUUAUUUUUAAUUUUUCUCUCUUUCUCUUGUGUCUGUUCUUUGUCCUGUUUGUAUCCUACUCCAUUGUACAUGUGGAGCUGAUUGACUAUUGUGUGCUUUGGGGAUUGAAAGAGGAAAAAAAAUAUGAAUAAUUUUUUCAGUCAUUAAUUCUGAAUCUUGUUUCUGUUUGUUGUAUCAUGUCCGAGUAAAGGUUUUAAUACUGUA
Seriola dumerili (greater amberjack) is the source of this 7853-nucleotide messenger RNA. It is a transcript of the gene rxrba, whose product is annotated as retinoic acid receptor RXR-beta-A. The transcript is spliced from 13 exons. Gene Ontology annotation, cellular component: RNA polymerase II transcription regulator complex; nucleus. Gene Ontology annotation, molecular function: retinoic acid-responsive element binding; nuclear receptor activity; zinc ion binding. Lineage: Eukaryota; Metazoa; Chordata; Actinopteri; Carangiformes; Carangidae. Bases 202 to 1614 code for a protein of 470 amino acids. Gene Ontology annotation, biological process: response to retinoic acid; retinoic acid receptor signaling pathway; positive regulation of transcription by RNA polymerase II. The record is from RefSeq and is a predicted model, not a curated record.